UAACAUUAGGGAAAGCAGGGUCUGUUUGUUUGUACACAUAAGUAUAAUACGGAGGCAAAACCUUACUUUUGUCAUCACAUUUUCGGACAACGUGACUAAUUUUCAAUUUAUAAUUAAUAGAUGAACUUCAAGGAAUUGUCAAAUUUUCAAUAUUAAUCCAUACACAGAAAUGUUAAGACACAAUAAUGUCGUGACGUUGCAUAACAGAGUAGCAGACGAGCCUGUAACUGUUGGAGUUGGAGAUGGAGCUCUUGAGCUCGAACCGCCUGCAGAGAGCGCCACUUUCGAAAACCCGCCAAAUGGAGGACAUCGAGCUUGGUUAAUAGUUCUUUCAUGCGCGUUGAUAAAUGGGUUGCUAAGCAUUAUGGAGUUGUUGAUAGUCUUCUCUAUUAUUGACGACAAAAUGUCGUCUGAUACCGGAACUGACGAAGAUGCACAAGUAGAAAUUUCAUUACAGUUCAUGGCACUUGUUAAUCUGUAUGCUCCAAUGGGUGCAGUUGUUAUGAUUCAUUUUGGUUAUCGGGCAACAGUUUGUAUUGGAGCCGGUAUCGUCAUGGUAACCGUUUUCAUACUAUCUUAUCUUGAAGAUGAUACCGAAGACGCUGUAAAAUUCUUUCUUUAUGGACCCGCAUCAAUAGGCACGAGCUUCAUCAAACUAGGCGCAUUGAUCCCAGUGUUAGAAUAUUUCACAACAAAGAGAAUGAAAGCGUUAUUGCUAUCAAGACUUGGGACAUAUGCUGGACAGAUUAUCUUUAUUCUCAUAAUAAUAAUAGGUUCACCUAACAAUAAUUGGAGGGCUAAUUUAAGGAAAACUACCACAUUGGAACAAAUUUAG
This is a messenger RNA of Ruditapes philippinarum (Manila clam), 835 nucleotides long. RefSeq lists its product as uncharacterized. The coding region runs from base 170 to 835 and encodes 221 amino acids. Lineage: Eukaryota; Metazoa; Mollusca; Bivalvia; Venerida; Veneridae. The record is from RefSeq and is a predicted model, not a curated record. The transcript has 4 exons.